CGGAGCAUGCGCAGUCGGCACUUUCGCAUGUGUCUCAUGCAAUCACGAACCACUGUUAAGGCCAGAUGCUGAUCUGUUUCAAAUAAAAGACGAAGUUUUACCCAAAGUUGUGGACUUUUUCCAAAGGUAACCUUGUUGGUGUUGACAGGAAACAAAGUAGGGUGACUAGGUUUCAAUAUGCCAACAGCUAGUCCGCAAAAUACCGGAGAGUCAUCGGAGCUGGCGGCGGCCGGUGAUGGAGCGGGUGCACCGGCCGGGGCUGCCGGCCCGCCCAAGACGGAAGCACAGCUGAAGAAGGAGCAAGAACGAGAGGCCAAGCGACAGGCCAAAUUGGAAAAAUUGAGGCUGAAACAAGAGAAGCAGGCCAAACAACAGGCAGAAAAACCAGCUAAAUCUGCGGCCAAGGAAAAGAAAGAGAAGUCAGAGAAAGUUUCAGCAACUUAUGAGUUUCCUACACCACCAGGGGAGAAGAAAGAUGUGAGUGGUCCGUUACCUGAUGCCUACAGUCCAGCAUACGUAGAGGCUGCGUGGUACCAGUGGUGGGAAAAGCAAGGAUUCUUCAAACCAGAAUAUGGAAGGAAAAGCCUGAAAGACCCCAACCCCAAGGGCACGUUCAUGAUCUGCAUCCCCCCACCCAAUGUGACGGGUUCCUUGCAUGUUGGCCACGCCCUCACUAAUGCUGUGGAGGACGCCCUCACCAGGUGGCAUCGUAUGCGAGGGGAGAUGACCCUUUGGAAUCCAGGCUGCGAUCACGCCGGUAUCGCGACCCAAGUCGUCGUUGAGAAGAAACUAUGGAGAGAGCAGAAGCUCUCCAGGCAUGACCUGGGAAGAGAGAAGUUUGUUGAACAAGUCUGGAAAUGGAAGAAUGAGAAAGGCGAUCGCAUCUACAACCAGAUUCGCCUGAUGGGUUCGUCCGUGGACUGGGACCGGGCCUGCUUCACCAUGGAACCCAAACUGGCCAAUGCUGUGCAGGAAGCCUUCAUACGCAUGCACCAGGAUGGAACGAUAUAUCGCAGCAACCGAUUGGUCAACUGGUCGUGUACUCUGAAGAGUGCCAUCUCAGAUAUUGAGGUUGACAAGCGUGAGCUGCCUGGACGGACCUUGCUCUUCGUCCCUGGUUACGUGGAGAAGGUUGAGUUUGGAGUGCUGGUCUACUUUGCUUACAAGGUAGAAGGCUCAGAUGAAGAGCUGAUCGUUGCGACCACCCGUAUUGAGACCAUGCUAGGAGAUACGGCCGUCGCCGUUCACCCAGACGAUGCACGUUUCAAACAUCUUCACGGCAAGCGCGUCGUCCAUCCCUUCCGCAGCUGCACGCUGCCCAUCGUUUGUGACGAGUUCGUCGACAUGAACUUUGGGACUGGUGCUGUGAAGAUCACUCCAGCCCAUGACCCCAACGAUUACGAGGUCGGCAAACGCCAUGACCUGGAGUUCCUCACCAUGAUCUCGGAUGAGGGAAACAUCACAGAUGUCUGUGAGCAGUUCAAGGGCAUGAAGCGCUUUGAUGCAAGGAAGGCCGUCCUUGCCGCUCUCAAGGAGAAGGGACUGUACAAAGAGACCAAGGAUAAUCCCAUGGUAGUUCCUGUGUGCAGUCGCUCUAAGGAUAUUGUUGAGCCUCUGCUCAAGCCACAGUGGUACGUGGACUGCACAGACAUGGCGAAACAGGCUGUGGCGGCCGUGGAGGAAGGCCAACUCAAGAUUAUCCCAGACAUGCACAUCAAGACGUGGAACAACUGGCUGACAAACAUCAGGCAAUGGUGUAUAUCUCGUCAGCUCUGGUGGGGCCAUCGCAUUCCCUGUUACUUCAUAACCGUUGACGAUGCUAGUAUUCCUGCUGGUGAUAAUGUAGAUAACAAUUAUUGGGUCAGCGCCAGAUCUGAAGCAGAGGCCCUACAGAUUGCUGCCGAACGCUUCAAAGUUCCUGCCGAGAAGAUCUCACUCAAACAAGAUGAGGAUGUACUGGAUACGUGGUUUUCAUCAGCCAUCUUCCCAUUCUCCAUAUUUGGCUGGCCCAACCAGACUGAGGACCUGGAAGUCUUCUACCCAGGCACGCUUCUCGAGACAGGCCACGACAUCCUGUUCUUCUGGGUUGCCCGCAUGGUGAUGUUUGCCUUCAAGUUGACGGACAAGCUGCCGUUCAAGGAGGUGUAUCUGCACGCCAUGGUGCGCGACGCUCACGGCCGCAAGAUGAGCAAGUCGCUGGGCAACGUCAUCGAUCCCAUUGACAUCAUUCAAGGGAUCACGCUGGAGAAUCUACACAAGUUGCUGGAGAACAGCAACCUUGAUCCCAGGGAGAUAAACAAAGCUAAGGAGGGUCAGACGGCUGAUUACCCCAACGGUAUCCCAGAGUGUGGCACGGAUGCACUGAGGUUUGCUCUGUGCGCUUACACUGCACAAGGUCGUGACAUUAAUCUGGACGUGCAGCGCGUUCAGGGCUAUCGCUUCUUCUGCAACAAGUUGUGGAACGCCACCAAGUUUGCCCUGAAGGCAAUAGGGGACGACUUCACACCGCUUGCUGAAUUCAAGUUGAGUGGUUCCGAGACUCACAUGGACCGCUGGAUUCUCAGCAAGCUAGCUGGCACUGUCAAAGUCUGUGAGGACGGCUGGCCGACCUAUGACUUCCCCGGCAUCACCACACGCAUCCAUGCAUUCUGGCUGUAUGAUCUAUGCGACGUCUACUUGGAGUCCAUCAAGCCCGUCUUACGCGGCUCUGACACCGCGGCCCUGGCCACCACCCGCCAGGUCCUGUACACCUGCCUGGACGUUGCCCUGCGCCUCAUCUCUCCCUUCAUGCCUUUCCUGACCGAGGAGUUGUUCCAGCGGUUACCGCGCAGGACCGCGAACGAGCCGCUCAGUAUAUGCGUCACACCCUACCCUGAGACAUGCGAGCAUCCAUGGUACAGUGAGCAGAUCGAGGCGGAGGUUUCUCUGGUCCAAGACAUCGUUGGUAAAGCCAGGUCCAUGAGAGCCGACUACAACCUGACCAAGCAGAAGGCCGACAUGUACCUGCGGUGUACAGACCAAGCAGUCGCCGAUACGCUCAGCCUCUAUGAGAGCCUUAUUUCGACACUCUCAUCGGCGUCGGCUGUUCAUUGCCUGGUUGGAACAGCGCCCCCUAGUGGCUGCGCCAUGGCAACCGUCUCGGACAAAUGCGAAGUGCACCUUCUACUCAAGGGCUUGGUUGAUACUGAGAAGGAGAUCAGCAAGCUUGCCCAGCGAAUUGAGAAACUGGAGGUCCAGCGCAACAAGCUCCAACAGGCCACGAUGGUACCAGACUAUGCCACUAAGGUCCCUCAGGCUGUACAAGACAGCAAUAAGGAAAAGAUGAGUCAAACAGAGAACGAAGUCCAGAAGCUCCAAGAUGCAAUGGAGAUGUUCAGAAAGGUCAGCGGGGAUAAUUGACCUUUAUCCUUGGAACUUUUGGAUAUUUUCCAGCCUCAUCAAGCACGUGCAAGACUCACCCGUCACAUUAGUUAAUUGCAAACUGCAAAUCUAAGAUAGUUUCUGAGUGUAAUAAAACUGUAAACCAGAAAAUUAUCAUGUGACAAUUACGCACAAUGCAAUAUACAAUACGAAUGUUAUUGGGAGUCACUAUAAGAUCGCAGUAAGUUUUCGAUGAUAUCUUACAUACCAUAUUUGUCACAUUUUGGUUUGUGCUCUCUUCUGUUUUCUUUCUGACUUUGUUUCUUUAUUAUUAAACUUUCUUUUCCCUGACAUCCAUUUUUGGUCCCUCUCCAGUUUCUUUUUAUUUACACAAUGAUUUUUGGAAAAGCAGCCAUGAUCUUAAUUCCCUUUUUUUUUUUUUUAAUUGAUCACAAUUUUUUUUUUGAGGGUGACAGUAGUCCUUCAUUGUAAUGAUAAUAUUCACUAUUCUUUGGGACUAACUUUUGAAAUCUUAAAUAUAUACAACUGCACACAGUUUUAACUUGUGCAAAGAUGUAAUAGAUAUUUCUAUUUAUGGUGGUGUUUCGUUGUACUUAUGCAGGAUACUAAAGAAAAGCUGAAGGUUUUUGAUAUUAUGAUAUACUUGCCAACACUUUCAAAGUGUAUGCUACUGUUAACUAAAUCUUACAACUACACACAACAUGGUAUAGUUCAGCCUGCAACUAAGUGUCUGGUUUAAAAGCAACAGGGGCUCAUAUGUUCAGCUUUCUGAAUGAAACAAAAGUAACAGAACAUCUUACAAUAGACUCAUUGUCCAGCCAUUAAAAAAAGGUUAAAUUGCACAAUUUCCACGAGAACAAUAAUUUGGAAUAGUUUGCCAUGUUUAUCAAAAAUGAUCUGAAAAAAAUAUUAAAAUAAAAAUGUUACAAUAAGGGAAAUUUAUAGAAGUAACACGCAUUACUCUCUGUUGAAUUUUCAAUAUUUUUUAACUGCUGAAAAAUCAUGGGUUUGUUGGUGCAAACAUCUCAUUAAUCUCUAAAGUUGAAUAAAUUGUAUCUGCAGGAACACUA
Patiria miniata (bat star) is the source of this 4451-nucleotide messenger RNA. RefSeq names its product valine--tRNA ligase-like. Gene Ontology annotation, biological process: valyl-tRNA aminoacylation. Bases 178 to 3399 code for a protein of 1073 amino acids. Lineage: Eukaryota; Metazoa; Echinodermata; Asteroidea; Valvatida; Asterinidae. Gene Ontology annotation, cellular component: cytosol. The record is from RefSeq and is a predicted model, not a curated record. Gene Ontology annotation, molecular function: ATP binding; aminoacyl-tRNA deacylase activity; valine-tRNA ligase activity. The transcript has 23 exons.